CCUCCAUAUCGAGUUAAAUCAUUGACUGUUGUGUUUUGUGACCUAUAAUCGAUUUUUUGGGGCUGUUAAAGAACAGCUGACGCCACCAAAACAGAGCCGAGAAAGCACAUUACGGAAACGUGACAGAAGGAUCGUUACAUAAAAACAGAUUCUGACCAAUCAGAGCUCCCCGUUCCAGACUCACCGUUCCUGUGGGCGGAGACAUCCACGCAGUAGAGACAUCCUCUGAGUGCCGAAUGUUCCUCUCUGCUGUGCAGUAAAAUCAGAGGAGACGCUCAGCGAUGACGGUCAACACCGUCCACUGGUUCCGAAAGGGGCUGCGGCUGCACGACAACCCGGCUCUGAGGGACUCCAUCCGGGGCUCGGACACCCUGCGCUGCAUCUACAUCCUGGACCCCUGGUUCGCGGGCUCCUCCAACGUGGGCAUCAACAGGUGGAGGUUUCUGCUGCAUUGUUUGGAGGACUUGGAUGCAAGUCUGCGCAAACUCAACUCCCGCUUGUUCGUCAUCCGAGGUCAGCCGACAGACGUCUUCCCGCGACUCUUUAAGGAGUGGCAGAUCACCCGUUUGUCCUACGAAUACGACUCCGAGCCCUUUGGGAAGGAGCGCGAUGCUGCCAUCCAGAAACUCGCCAGUGAGGCGGCGGUGGAGGUCGUGGUGCGGAUCUCGCACACGCUCUAUGACCUGGACAGGAUCAUAGAACUCAACGGAGGACCGCCUCCUCUCACCUACAAACGCUUCCAGGCUCUGAUCAACCGGAUGGACGCCGUGGAGCUGCCGGCGGAGCGGAUCACCCUGGAAACCAUGCAGAGCUGCGUCACCCCCGUCAGCGAGAACCACGACGAUAAGUUUGGGGUUCUGUCCCUGGAAGAGCUCGGUUUUGAAACGGAGGGCCUCCCCACCGCGGUGUGGCCAGGAGGAGAAACCGAAGCCCUCCUGAGGCUGGAGCGCCACCUGGAGAGGAAGGCAUGGGUCGCAAACUAUGAGCGUCCUCGAAUGAACGCCAACUCCCUGCUGGCCACUCCCACCGGCCUCAGCCCGUACCUGCGCUUCGGGUGUCUGUCCUGUCGGCUCUUCUACUUCAAACUCACUGAUCUGUACAAAAAGGUCAAGAAGAACAGCAGCCCCCCUCUGUCGCUGUACGGACAGCUGCUGUGGCGGGAGUUCUUCUACACCACUGCCACCAACAACCCCUGCUUCGACAAGAUGGAGGGAAACCCCGUGUGCGUGCAGAUCCCCUGGGACCGCAACCCGGAGGCGCUGGCCAAGUGGGCGGAGGGCCGAACGGGUUUCGCCUGGAUCGAUGCCAUCAUGACCCAGCUGAGACAAGAGGGGUGGAUCCACCAUCUGGCGAGGCACGCGGUGGCGUGUUUCCUCACCAGAGGCGACCUCUGGAUCAGCUGGGAAGAAGGCGUGAAGGUCUUUGAGGAGCUGUUGUUGGAUGCAGACUGGAGUGUCAAUGCAGGCAGCUGGAUGUGGCUCUCCUGCAGCUCCUUCUUCCAGCAGUUCUUCCACUGUUACUGCCCGGUCGGGUUCGGACGCCGAACAGACCCCAACGGAGACUACAUACGGCGCUAUCUGCCGGUGCUGAGGGGUUUCCCGGCCAAAUACAUCUACGACCCCUGGAACGCUCCUGAGGAGGUGCAGAAGGCAGCCAGGUGCAUCAUCGGGGUGCACUACCCCAAACCCAUGGUGCACCACGCCGAGGCCAGCCGCAUCAACAUAGAGAGGAUGAAGCAGAUCUACCAGCAGCUGUCCUGCUACCGGGGGCUGGGCCUGCUGGCAUCGAUCCCCACCAAUCCCAGCAGCGACGCCGACGAAGGUCAACGGGGGUCAUCCGAGGUGCCAGAGGGAGCCUCGCGCUCAGGAGGAGGACCGUCGACGCAGAAGCGCCGACACGAAGACGCUCCGUCAGCCAGCAGCUCCAGGUCCCUGAAGCAAAGCAAGCUGGGCGGAAGCUGCAGCAGAUGAAGGACGUCAGUCGCUCUGCUCUGCAGACGAUGAACCAGACGGGACCUCACAUUCACAGGACACCAUCUGGUUUGGGUUUUUUAGCCCUUCCUCUGUCCUGACGCUGGGUUUGAGGAGCUGGACCGAUGCGGGUCAAGUGUGAAGCAGCGGUUCCAACCGGAACACGCCACAACAUAACCUGCAGAAAAACAGAAGGAAACAAAUUCUCAGCUACACGCCAUGGUUCAGCUGCUAAAUAUUUCACUGUAAUACGUUAUUUGAAUGUACAUAGAAUAGUGUUUUUGUACAGUAGGAGAAAUGUAAAAUAAUAUUUCAGGCAAUAUUAAAGGCUGCUGUACAUUUGUAAAGGUUUUUGUAUAUUUGCUUGUGAGAUUUAAAAAAAAAAGCUCCUUUUGUAAAACGUUGGUACCAAACGAACUGAAAGGUGUGGUUCUUUGGUUUGGUCCUGAUUGUUUUUCAAAAGUCCGUCUUCCAGGUGUAAUAAAAAUACAGGAAACCCCAGAA
This is a messenger RNA of Oryzias latipes (Japanese medaka), 2474 nucleotides long. RefSeq names its product cryptochrome circadian regulator 1b (gene cry1b). Gene Ontology annotation, cellular component: cytoplasm; nucleus. NCBI's taxonomy places the organism in Eukaryota, Metazoa, Chordata, Actinopteri, Beloniformes, Adrianichthyidae. Gene Ontology annotation, biological process: circadian regulation of gene expression; negative regulation of DNA-templated transcription; entrainment of circadian clock by photoperiod. The record is from RefSeq and is a predicted model, not a curated record. Gene Ontology annotation, molecular function: FAD binding; DNA binding.